AUGGCAGAGAGAGAUUACUAUGAAGUCCUUGGGGUGAAUCGGAACGCAUCUCCAGAGGAGAUUAAGCGUGCUUACCGUAAGGUCGCGCUGAAGUAUCAUCCCGAUAAAAAUCCGGGAGAUAAGACAGCGGAAGAGAAAUUUAAAGAAGCCUCAAAUGCUUACGACGUGCUAUCGGAUCCGGAGAAGCGGAAGAUCUACGACAUACGCGGACAUGCAGGAGUCCACAACGCUGGAUUUCAGGGAUACACGAACUUUGAGGAUAUUUUCACCAAUUUUGGAGACAUCUUUGGGCGUGAGGUCUUUGGGGACUUCGGCGAUGUCUUCGGAGAUGUAUUCAGUAGAGAAAACCCCACCGGCUUCGGUCCACAACGCCGCGGCAAUUUGCGAACAAGACUGACAAUCCCAUUUGGGGAAUCUAUAUUGGGUACCGAAAAGCGGAUUCAGGUGAACGACAGAACCCUUACCAUUAAGAUUCCGCCGGGCAUUAAAGACGGUCAAUCAUUGCGCCUUGCGGUCAAGGAGAUCUGA
Messenger RNA from Geodia barretti, 528 nucleotides. NCBI's taxonomy places the organism in Eukaryota, Metazoa, Porifera, Demospongiae, Tetractinellida, Geodiidae. The record is from the annotation of a GenBank genome assembly.